Solea senegalensis (Senegalese sole) is the source of this 5931-nucleotide messenger RNA. Its product is annotated as teashirt homolog 1-like. Gene Ontology annotation, molecular function: DNA-binding transcription factor activity, RNA polymerase II-specific; DNA binding. The record is from RefSeq and is a predicted model, not a curated record. The coding region runs from base 1063 to 4626 and encodes 1187 amino acids. The transcript is spliced from 3 exons. Gene Ontology annotation, cellular component: nucleus. NCBI's taxonomy places the organism in Eukaryota, Metazoa, Chordata, Actinopteri, Pleuronectiformes, Soleidae. Gene Ontology annotation, biological process: regulation of transcription by RNA polymerase II.
UCUCCUGAUUAAAGUUGUGAAAGAAUCGCUUCCUUUGAUGGAGGUUCGGUUUUUCUAAGUAAGCAAAAGGCAGAGAGAGAGAGAGAGAGAGAGAGAGAGGGAGGAAAAACAAGACAAUUAAAAAGAUUGACAGGUAGGCUCCUCUGUCAGGGGUGACGCUUGUGGAGAGGGGAGGAGUAAAAAUGUAGCAGGAAAAGCCACUCGAUGCGUCUGUCUAUCAGUUGAGACUGUCUGAAACAGCUUCUGGAUCCAACGCCGUUUCCAUUUUUUCUUUUUUUCCGGAGACCUCGGAUCAGUCCCUGGAGUUUUUGCCCCCUGCUCUGCUUCUCCCUAAAAGAGACAAACAUUUUAAGUCCUUGUCGAUCUGAUUUUGUUGUUGGCGAAGCUUGGAUGCGCCUGCGUCUUGUUUGUUUCCCCCCUCUCUCUCAAGUGAUAUCCUCUCUCCACCGCAUCAACCAACCCCUCCAAAAAAAAACCACACUCUGUCCAAGAUGCGAUGAGAUGAGCGGCGGAAAUCGUUUCCACGAGCCCUUGAACGUAAGUUUCUGGCUAAAGAGGAAGAAACUCAAGGAUACCUUACUCAUCAAAGCUGUGCAGUGCGAUCACACUGGACUUAUUUGUUUGGUUUAUUUAUAUUCUAGUUUUGGUGUGCGUAAAAGACGCAGCAAACUAUCGCCCCCCCCUCCAAACAGCACUGGAAAUCAGGGCUUUUUUCUCCAGUGGGAUGAACUGAAAACUUUUAGGUGCUGCUUGUGCUUAUUUAUUUUUUAUUUCAUUUCCUAAAACAUUGCCUCCAGAGAGAUGAGGGAAGAUGAUCUUUGAUGGACACGGAGGUGUCAGGAGCUGGCCGAAAGCCUUCGUAAUUUCCGAGCUCACUCUCGCCAAAGCCGAUCCAGCUUUUCAGCCCCAAAACGAGCAGCCAGUUUGAAAAGAAGACUGACAUUUUCUCCUGCGAGACCCAGAGCUGCUGCCCACGAGACACGGGAUGAUUUUCCACAACUGAAGAGACUUGAUUUGUUUGUAAUUCCUGCAUGAGAAGCACCGUGGAACGUGACGGUCACUAUGCCGAGGAGAAAGCAGCAAGAGCCGCGGCGAUCAGCAGCAUACAUGCCCGAGGAUGAACUUAAGGCAGCCCCCCACGAUGAGGAAGAGCACCUGCAGGAUGACGGCCUCUCAUUAGAUGGCCAGGACAACGAGUUCCUGUGCAACGAGGAAGAGGAAGAUGUGGAUGGAGGCCAGCCACCUAGCUACAGAGACUCUCCACUCAGCAACGGUACCAACCCUGAUGCUGGAUAUGGAUCUCCACUCAGUGAUGCCAGCGACCGACUUACAGAUUUCAAAAGCACCUCUUCCACGGACGGUCAGGAGAGGGAAGGUACAGCUUUGCCCUUUGGACCCAACAACGGCCUCUCUUUCCAGGAUAGCCUGGCACAGAUGAAAGCCGUCUAUGCAAACCUAAUCUCAGAUGCCUCUUGGUCCAGCAUCACAAUGGACAUCAUGAAAUCUAAGCCAGCUGCAGCCGGCAGUGUCAACAGUGCCCUCACCUCUCCAGAGCCAGCCUCCACUGCCUCUGUCUCCACAACUACAACCAUUAACAAGAAUAGUGGAGUCAAUGUCGCUAGUAGUCACCACAAUGGCAGGAGUUCCACUACCUCUGUCAACCACAAAGGCAGUGCAGGUGGCAAUACUAAUGGCACAGCCGCUAGCUCUGCUGGCAACCACAGUGCAACAAGCAGCAGUGGAAGCAGCAGUGGUGUAGCUAGUAAUGGUAGUGGUGUAGCUUAUGAUUGGCACCAGGCAGCUCUUGCCAAAACUCUUCAGCAGACACCCUACCACCUUUUGCCAGAGCCCAGCCUCUUCAGCACAGUGCAGCUCUACCGGCAGAACAACAAGCUGUAUGGCUCUGUUUUUACUGGUGCAAGCAAGUUUCGCUGCAAAGACUGCAGUGCUGCCUAUGAUACACUGGUAGGGUUAACAGUCCACAUGAAUGAGACAGGCCAUUAUCGAGAUGACAACAAGGACAAUGAUGAGGAACAGGGAAAACGCUGGUCCAAACCACGCAAGCGCUCUCUGAUGGAGAUGGAGGGGAAAGAGGAUGCUCAGAAGGUGCUGAAGUGCAUGUACUGUGGUCAUUCAUUCGAGUCUCUGCAAGAUCUCAGCGUUCAUAUGAUCAAGACCAAGCAUUACCAGAAAGUGCCUCUCAAAGAACCAGUGCCAGCCUUGGCCACGAAACUGGUGUCCACUUCUGCUAAGAAACGAGCUCUCCAAGAUGUUAUAGUCUCCCCAUGCUCCCCAGACUCUGUCCAUGCUGGUAGUGGUGGUGGCAGCAUAUCCCUUGGAGACAUUGGCAAAGAUGCGAAAGCCGUAACAAACCCGUAUGUUACGCCAAACAACCGCUAUGGAUACCAGAAUGGUGCCAGCUACACAUGGCAGUUUGAAGCACGUAAAGCCCAGAUCCUCAAGUGCAUGGAGUGUGGGAGCUCUCAUGAUACAUUGCAACAGCUGACUGCCCACAUGAUGGUCACAGGUCACUUUUUGAAGGUCACAAAUUCUGCAUCGAAAAAGGGUAAACAGUUAGUCUUUGAUCCAGUGGUGGAAGAGAAGAUCCAGUCAAUCCCACUGCCACCGACCACCACCCGACUCCCUGUUCCCACUAGUGUUAAAUCCCAGCCUGUGUCCCCAGCUCUCUCUUCAGGCUCAGAGGAAAAGAGGGAAGUGAGUGAAGAUGAAAAGGUCGACGGUUGUGAGAGAGUAGAGAAAAAAAUUAAGGAGGAGAAAGAUGACUCAGGUGAAAAGUCUGAGACCAACACCACCUCAUAUAAAUAUUUGAGAGAAGAAGAUCUUGAGGACACACCCAAAGGGGGUUUAGAUAUUCUUAAAUCCCUUGAGAACACAGUAUCCAGUGCCAUUAGCAAGGCACAGACAGGAACACCCACAUGGGGUGGCUACCCUAGCAUUCAUGCAGCCUACCAGUUGCAGGGUGCAAUGAAAAGUUCCUCUACUAUUUUGCCUCCAACUGUCCAGAGUGUUCAGAUGCAGCCAAUGUUUAACAGUGGGCUACGUAGCCUGGUGAGUGACCCCAACUCAGUCAUCCACUCACCUCGCAGCCCUUCCUCCCCAACCCCCCUCAGGAGCAAUGUCACUGCCAUGGAGGAGCUUGUGGAGAAAGUGACAGGAAAAGCUGCCACUGUGAAGAAAGAAAAGGAGGAGAAGACGGUGAGCUUGGAACGAUGCCGGCCCCCAUCAUUAGUUAAAUCCCCCUCUCCCGCACUGAGAGAGCAAAGAGAGCAAUUAGUAUCUCCAAAUGACCUUUCUGGUUGUAAACCGUCUGGUAUGAGAAGUAGCAGCCCAGGCAGUGUAGAUUCAGAACUCAUCUGCAAAAAGGAGCCCAAAGAGAGCCUAGUAGAUGGCCACAACAACCAUUCAAAGAAUGGCUCUGAGACAUGUCAGUCCCCACUAACUAACGGCAACAGUCUCGGCAUUAUUACUGAUCACUCACCAGAAACUCCUUCCGUCAACCCUCUCAGUGCACUUCAGUCAAUCAUGAACACACACCUGGGUAAGGCCUCUAAAACAGUAAGCCCAUCUUCAGACCCGCUAUCUAUGCUUUACAAGUUCAGCAACAGCAUGAUGGAUAAGCCAGCUUUCAACCCCACUCCUCAGGGCAAGCCAGCUGAGCCCAUCAACCACUAUCAGUGGUAUGACAGCAGUGAUCAGCCCAUAGACCUGAGUAAAAGUAAAUCCUCCACAAACAGCAACAAUAACAAUAACAACUUGACCAACAAUAGUGUAAAUGGUAACAAACCCCUCAUUUCCUCCCUCCCUGACUCUGUCUCCUCGCCUCUCAGAGAGAAUGCUCUGAUGGACAUUUCUGAUAUGGUUAAGAACCUCACUGGCAGACUGACGCCGAAAUCCUCAACCCCCUCCUCCAUUUCAGAGAAGUCGGAUGCCGACGGCAGUGCAUUUGAGGAUGCACUUGAGGACCUCUCUCCAGUUCAGAAGAGGAAAGGGAGGCAAUCCAACUGGAAUCCCCAGCACCUUCUCAUCCUCCAGGCUCAGUUUGCCUCCAGCCUGAGGGAGACACCAGAAGGUCGCUAUGCCAUGACUGACCUCGGCCCUCAGGAAAGGGUCCACAUCUGUAAGUUCACAGGUCUUUCCAUGACCACCAUAUCCCACUGGCUGGCUAAUGUCAAGUACCAGCUGAGACGGACUGGGGGCACCAAGUUUCUCAAGAACAUGGACUCUUGCCAGCCUGUGUUCCUCUGUGGUGAUUGUGCCUCCCAAUUCAGGACUCCCUCCUCCUACAUCGGCCACCUGGAGUCUCACCUGGGCUUCAGCUUGAAGGACCUGUCCAAACUGUCAGCUGAGCACCUACGGGAGCAGCAGGCUGCCUCAAAGGUGAUCACAGACAAAAUGACAUUCAGCAACCCUCUGUCAGCCUUGACCACACCUGAGGAUGACACAGGCUCUGUGUACCAGUGCAGACUUUGCAAUCGGACAUUCGUCAGCAAACACGCAGUCAAACUGCACCUCAGCAAGACCCACGGCAAGUCUCCAGAGGACCACCUGGUGUUUGUCACUGCUUUGGAGAAGCUGGAUAAGAUGGACAAGAUAGAGAAAGUUUAAGCAGGGUCUCAUGCUGAUGGUUAAGACUGACAGCUGUGUUACUGACUAGAAUUUCAUUGCACUAAUAUGACAUUGUUCACAGUAACUGCACUGGGCCGAAAUGAGCCGCCAGAAAAAAAAAAAAAAAUCAGUCUUAUUGUUUUUCGUUGUGAUAACUGCCUGACUGGACCAUGUCUUUUCAUGUUGAUUUUUUUUUUUUUUGCCAAGCUUUUUUUUACACUUAUUUUGUAAUAUAUUUAUAUGCUAUUUGUCUGAUCUGUGCAUGUAUUUUAGUGAAUCAAGGUUAAAACGUGAGAUUUUAACCUUUUCAUGGCAAAAAUACAACUACUGCUUCAAAACGUAAACGUGGAGAGUGGAGAGAACUGUUGGAAGAGAAAACUGUAUAAUACUUGAUAUGAAGAAAUGAAAAUUAAAUGUAUACACCAAAAGAAUGAAAGAAUACCCUGAAAGACUGAAGUAGCACCUUAGACAGUUGAAUUUUGAAUUUGUAAAGAGAACAUGUUUGAAAUAUCUUGCAUUUUUCAAAAUCAGAUUGAUUUUAAAAGAUCACGGAUGAUCAUUUCCCCACUUUUGUUUCUGUUCCGUUUGGUUCCUGUCACUGCAGUGUUUUUGAUGACGAAUGGCCUGCUCAUAAAUCUGUCUGUGUAUUAGAAAAAAAAGAUCAUGUGAACAUUUGGAAAAAUUGAAAUGCUGCUUUUGGUUACGAGUCAAUCAGUGAAAAUGAAUGGCCGUCAGUAUGCAAGUUUGCUCAGAAAUCUUUUCCUUGUUGUGAAAUAUCACCUUAUAGCAAUUUUACAGUUGUAUGGUUUGUUACAACUUUCUCUUUCUAAAUUGUGUCGCUUUAUUCAACUGUAAAGAGAAAAGUCUGUUACAUGUAAAUGAUUAGCAGUGAAAUGUCAGUACUCCAUAAGACAUAUCUUACCAUUUGAAACAGCUCAACAUUCUUUGUAUCUUAAGGUGUGUGCAUUCUCUAACUUUUAUAUUGUCAAUUUAUAUACAAAAAUGAUAAAAAAUAAAAUAAAAACAGAUGGUGUACAUAGAUAUAUGCUGUAGAGCUACAAAUGUCCUUUUUUAAAGAAAAUACAAAUUUAGCUUCUUUGGCUUGGUUUACAGAAAUGAUUUUAAUUAUACUUGCAUCCAAUUUGAUGCAUGAAAUGGUGUGAAAAAUAAAUAAGCGAUGCACAAUGACUAUACAUUUCAAUGUUUUAUCGACAAUAUUGUAAAAAAAAACUUUUUAGCAUCAAUUAGUUUGUUUCAUUUCUUUCUCACUUGUAAAAUAAACCCCAAAGCAGUUGUUAACAGUCA